Messenger RNA from Girardinichthys multiradiatus, 940 nucleotides. It is a transcript of the gene odf3l2a, whose product is annotated as outer dense fiber of sperm tails 3-like 2a. The record is from RefSeq and is a predicted model, not a curated record. Bases 31 to 801 code for a protein of 256 amino acids. Lineage: Eukaryota; Metazoa; Chordata; Actinopteri; Cyprinodontiformes; Goodeidae. The transcript is spliced from 5 exons. Gene Ontology annotation, cellular component: cytoskeleton.
AGCAGCGGACAAGGGAGAGACUGGAAUAGUAUGGAGGAGGUGGUAAGGAAGCGACCAAUAAUCUCUGCUAAGGAAAGAGGCCCGGGUCCCGGACGCUACGCUCUGCCCCCUACAGUUGGAUACAUUAACCAUGACUUCACUAAACCCAGCAGCCCUGCAUACUCCUUCCACAGUCGCAUGAGCAGUGCUAUGAUCUCUAUUGACUCCAGCCCUGGACCGAGGUAUUACAUUGAGGGCAAGGUUACCCGGUUCGGCCGGACAGAAACACCAUCCUACUCUAUUUCAGGAAGAGGCAGACCGAUCGGGAAGAAAGAUGAGCUGUUCCAGAUUCCCGGUCCAGGGGCCUACAGCCCAGAGAGGGCUCCACCACUGAACGCUCACCUCAGACCUCCAUCCUACACAAUCGGAGAACGAACUAGAUACCGUUCUAUGGAUCCUGUACCAGCGCCAAACAGCUACACUCUUCCUGAUCUCCUGGGUCCCCAGGUCCCCCACAAACCCGCCAGUUCCAGCUACAGCUUCUCAGGCCGGAGGACAGCCGGAUCUCCCUCUGAGGACCUCUCCAAAACACCGGGACCGGGACAGUACAGAAGCACCGACCCGGACAUCUACAGGCAGCGGCAGCCUUCUUUCACAAUGCAGAGCCGGACUAAGAGGCUAAAUUAUUCCUCGGUCGUUCCAGGUCCAGGCACGUACAGCCCAGAGAAGACUUAUAGGCACCUCCACAAGUCCCCGUCCUUCACUUUGGGCAUCAGGCACUCUGAGUUUGUUACCCCACUGGUGGUGAAUGUGACUGAUUGACUGACCACACCUUGACAAUCCUUACGUAUUUAUUUUUUAUGCGGUUUUUAACUCUGUGAUUAUUAUCCUCUUUUUCACUUCAAGCAAUGUAACAAUCCUAAACAAACAGUAUAAAAAUAAAUCGUAUUUCUGCACUGUA